AGAUGUUUGUUAAUUAAUUAUAUUUGCUCCGCUCUUAAAAUAACCGUUUCCGCCAAAAUAUCAACAUGUCUCUCUUGGCGCAGCAUGCUUGCAGUGUGCACCUUUCGAAAACUGGCCUCGGACAGAUGAUUCAAAUUCGGUGUAUGCGACCAGAAAUUCUUACCAGAAUACGUCCUCAUCCAGAAGCACCGAAAUUUUUGAAUGAAUACAGUGUAGAUGGUCCACCAAAAGGCAAAAUUUAUGAUAAGAAACCAUUCCGGAUGGAACUAAAAGCUAACAAGUGGUAUUUUUAUUGUACUUGUGGGCACAGCAAGCAACAGCCAUUUUGUGACGGGGCACACAAGGCACUUCAAGGGACAUCAUUUAAGAAAGGGAAUCUGAAAAAAUAUGUUCCACUUCGUUUCAAAGUUGAAACAACUAAAGAAUAUUGGUUGUGUAACUGCAAACAGACUGACGACCGACCUUUCUGUGACGGAACUCACAAACGUGAAGAUAUACAAGCAGCUAUUAGAUAGAAUAUAUAUGUUAAUUGCAAUCAUUAAGAGGAGAAAACAUUUUUAUCUCAUGGAAUAUAUUAAAGAAUCAUUGUUAGUGACAUCCAUCAGUUGGCUAUAAAUUUCUUGACUGCGAGAUAAAAUCAGCAGUGGAGUCUGACUCUUCAACUGGCCACACACGUAUUUAAGAGUUGAAUUUAAUAUUGCAAACUAAUAAAUUAUUUUGCAGUGUUGCUGCUAUUUUUAGCUCCAUUUGGUACCAAAUUACAUGAGACCUUCCUGGUAGUAAUAAUAUCAAUUACCUGUUUUAAGGUGAUCCAAAUUAAAAACCUUUCGUUAAAAUUUUAUUGUUAGUUUGUUUUAAAUAUCAGCUUAAUAAUAACAAUUAUUUUACUAAAUUCUUCAUUUUUGAAAAUUAAAACAUUUGCAGUGUAUUUCAACAGGUAUAUAAUAACAAAAAGGUUAACUCAUGGCAGCACCAUUGUUAAAUUUACUCCUAUUCUGUGAUACCUAUUUUCAGAGAGUUAGCCUGCGCCAUUUGAGAGUUAGGUCUCUUGACCACAGUUGCAAUUAGAUGCAGGUCACAGGAAAUAGGCGGCUAGCUUCUCAACCAGGUGUUAAAAUACUCUAAUCAACUGGGCGUAUUAGAAAAAUAAAUAAUUUGAAUUACAUUUGUUUAA
Octopus sinensis (East Asian common octopus) is the source of this 1174-nucleotide messenger RNA. Its product is annotated as CDGSH iron-sulfur domain-containing protein 3, mitochondrial. The transcript has 3 exons. Gene Ontology annotation, cellular component: intracellular membrane-bounded organelle. Gene Ontology annotation, molecular function: 2 iron, 2 sulfur cluster binding. The coding region runs from base 66 to 515 and encodes 149 amino acids. The record is from RefSeq and is a predicted model, not a curated record. NCBI's taxonomy places the organism in Eukaryota, Metazoa, Mollusca, Cephalopoda, Octopoda, Octopodidae.